AUGAAUACUUUACAUGAGACUACCAACGUUUCUUCCAGUAGUCCGGAUAUGGAUGCCAGCAUGAAUGGUAAUAAUACCAAUGGGACAGUGAGUAAAUCUAAAACAGCAUUGAAAAAGGAAGAGUUGGAUAAGAUAGCUAAAGAAUUGAAGAAGAAACUUCUGAGAGCUACAAUUACUGCAAAGCAAUUAUCUCCUUCAAAUUUAAGAACAAUACCUGUUACCACAAACACCAAUGCUAGUGCCGACCCAGGAACUAACGGUAUUCACAAGAUUAAUGCAUCUCCUUUCAAAAACCCUAUAAUUAGAAAGUCGUAUAGCUCAUCUGGCAGCCUGAAUAAUACUAUAAUUAAUGAAUCUCCUGUUGCUACUAGAUCAACCAUACAAAGACAUGAAUCAACGUCUAAUCUUGUGGGUGCCAAUGGAUCUAUAUUCCUCAGUUCUUCUCCUUCACAAUUGAUAUCUCCUGAUGGGAAAUCUCCGACUCAUAUAAAGGCACCAGGAAUAAAUUUGGGCUCUUCGCCUUUGAAGAAGGUUACUGGUAAAUAUAAUACCAAUGAAAGUCCCACCAAGAAGAAGGGGAAACAAGCUAAUAAUCCUCAAAUGAUCCUUCAACAAGUACAACCUCCUAUUUCACCUCCUAAAUUUGGAAUUACUACAGCAUUGGUUCCUCCUUCAUCUGAAAGUCGAACUGCUAGGAUGUCUUUGAACCCCCCUACAUCUCCUCCACUGUCAGCUCACAGCCUGAGGACUUUGAUGGUGCCUACAACUCCUACAUUAUCAAAAGACACUCUUACUUCUCAAGGUAACCCUUCAAUUUCAGCAGGUGGUGCAUCUUCAAGAAACAACGCACUUUUGAGAACACCUACCCAAGGACGUCAUCCAUCCAACAACAAUGCCUAUAAUGAUGAUGAAGGUGCUGACUUAUUAAUGUACCUAGCUACAUCACCUUCUCCAGCAAAGCCAUUCAUGCAACCCAAUACUCCUAGGGCGACUAUGGUAGGAGGAAAUUCUUCUUCCAAUGCAUUGAAGGGUAAUGGACAACACCAAUUAUCAAAUUCUGGAGCCAACACGUUUUUAGCACCUCCUCCACUUACUCCAAAAAGACAUAUAGGAUUUUCCAAUGGGUUAAAUGCUCGAACUCCUCAGAAUAGGAUGACACCUGCAAUAAAUUUGCUUCUGAACAUCAACAUUCCCCCCAGUGGAGUUACAUCAACACCUGCAGGGUUUAAUAUGAACGAUUAUGUCAAUUUUCUAACCCCAUCUCCUGGAGUUAGUUUAAGUAGUCGAAUGAAUCCUGCCAAAACCCCUGACUUCAACUCUCUUUUAGGAGCAACUUCAACUCUUUCAAAGAAAAUUGGUGGUAGUCUUGCAAAUAAAGGUACUGGAUCUCGUUUAAGUGGAGAACAUUUGCAUUCAGAAAAAGGAUCAAUAGUUGAAGAAGAAGACGAGCAUGGUGAAACUGAACCAGUGGACGGUAAAAUGAUCAAUUUUGAUAAAGUACUUUUUGAUUCUGUCGAAUACGCUAUACAGCCUCGUCCUCAAAAGGUGGGUUUAGCAUUAAACCUUAUUAAAUUCGAAGUUGAACUUCAUAAAGCAAUGGAAGACGUUUCUGGUACCACCUUUAUAGUUGAAGAUCCCGAAGCUGCCAAAACCAUAACUUCUGAUGUAAAAAUUAGAAGUCGUUCUAUUACACUCGACGGUGAUAUCUAUGAUCCUGAACGUUAUUUAUGUGGUGGUCCCGGAAAGAAUUCGACGGCUAUUUGGUCAUGA
Messenger RNA from Lizanozyma spartinae, 1770 nucleotides. RefSeq lists its product as uncharacterized. The record is from RefSeq and is a predicted model, not a curated record. Gene Ontology annotation, cellular component: chromosome. Gene Ontology annotation, biological process: chromosome organization. Bases 1 to 1770 code for a protein of 589 amino acids. Lineage: Eukaryota; Fungi; Ascomycota; Pichiomycetes; Serinales; Debaryomycetaceae. The transcript is spliced from 2 exons. Gene Ontology annotation, molecular function: ATP binding; protein binding.